CCUCAUGGGCCAUGGCUCUCAAAGAAAAAGUAGAAGAAAAAUAACUUCUUGUUGCUCAGUAUCCAGUGGUUUUAGGCUUCCAGCUUUGUUUCUCAUCGUUUCGUCCUUCUCUCAACAGCUCUGUAGAACUGUGUAUGUCAUUUCCUUCAAAAUAAGGAAUACCCAUGUCGUUUCUUGAAGCGUUUUCCCCUGUUAAGGAGCUUUAUUUCGUUGUUCCAACGGUUUUAAUAGUUAUUUUCUUUAUCUUUUUGGUGAACAUGAGAGUAUUGAGACAUCUUUGAUAUUCUUUUCUUGGGUAGUUUUUUUUUUUUUUUUAGUUUCUUUGAAUUUUCAUUCGUAAAAAUUAUGUGUUGUUGUAUCUUUAAAUGGGACUUUAGCAUACAAGCUGCAAGAAUUCUAAUUGUCUACUUGUGAAAAAAUUUUAGUGCUUUCCAGGAGAGUGAAGAGAAAAAAGGGAUUUUGAGUUUCCAUUAUUCCUCAUAGUGACACAUUACAUUAGCUUAUGUUUGAUACGAAAUCAUCUAUGUAUUGAAGCUAUGAUAAAACUAAACUGCACCCUUCUUAUUCCAACCUCAUUUGAGACAAAACCAACAAUUAUUAAUCACAUAAGGGGAAAAAAAAUACAUUUUUCCCAUUUAUCUGAUUGUGAAAGCCCUAUGUCUUGUAGCAAGGUAGUGAACAAUGGGAUAUGAUUUGUUGAGGUAUUGAAGAUAGUGCUGAAUGUCUUUCUAGAUAUUUGAUGUCUGGUAAUAAGCUAUUGGCAUAUUUAUGAUCUACUGGUUGGUGCCCUCGCAUCAGAAUGCAAGUAUCAGCUAUGAUCAAUUGUCAAUUCAUCUUUUAGUGGGACUUCUGAUGCCUAGGCCAUCCUUAUUAUGGUAAGUAAGUUACAGUUGGUAUCUAAAUCUAAUUUUGUUAAACUAAUCAAAUUCUGUAAAAGCAAUUUAACUUCCAAUCUUAAAUAAAUAUCUUCAAAAUCUGCUUUGCCCAUUUUGCUUUAUUGUUUAUAUAGUUUUACCUUUAGUUCCUUCCAAACCCCUCAUCUUGUUGUGCAUUUUCUUCAUUGUUUUCCUAUUAUUUGUAGCUGAUCCAGAUUAGUUGUGGCUGCUGGUUACAGGGGUUCCAAUGCUAGAUAAUUAUUGGAUGUUCUAGGGCUAGGGACACAUGUUCGUACCCUGUGGCAAAUGCGGAGAAUUUUGUGAAAAUUUUAAAUUGAAAGCGCUGCAAAUUUUACAUUGUAGGGUCAAUUGGAUGGGGAGAGGAGAAAAAAGCUGAUCUGAUGGUGGAUUGCAUUAAAUAUGAUAUCAACAACCAUUUAAAUGAGACAGACUAUAGAGUUAUAGUUAUUGAAGGACUGUUGAUAGCUAACAGAGGGGUGGGGGUCAAUGAAUUAAUGUCUAGUGGUUUACAAUUAGGAUUCCUCUCCUUCAGGCAUGUCUGACUAGCUUCUUGGAGAAACAACACCCUUUUAACCAGAUGUUGCCUCACCUUAUAGUGAUUUGCACAGCAAGAUGUCUUCCAAAUACAAAUAAAGCAUAGGUUACUUAUUAUAACUUCUGUUUGAAUUUUGAAGUAGUUUAAUUAUGUAUAGUCCACUAUGGAUUAUAAUAUCUCUGAUGCAAUUAAUACCCAACAGAAAUACAUAUUUACUCUUUUGAGUAAAACAUCCUUUACACUCUUUCAAUUUAUUUGUCACAUUUAUAGAUGUCUCUAAGUGGUUACUUCACAAACCGAGAAAACUUUUUAAUGUUCAAGUGAAUAUUCUUGUUUGCUUCCUGGCAUUUAUAUGUUGCUAUUAUACCCCAUGAUUCAUUCAAUUUUAGCAUCCAUUUGAGAAAGAGAUAUGUCAAUCUUGAUACAAGAAUAUCAAAUAAACAUAAAAUUUACCUAUGAAAGAAGCAGAUAGAUUCCUUGUUUUAGGCUUGACUGGUGUUAACUGAAAUCUUGUUAAAAAAGUUUGCACCUGGGAUGUUCUCCAGUACAACUCUGGACCUCUGAGGUAAGAUAAUGUGUAUUAAGAAGAAUAGCAGAUUCUGCAUUUGUUGCAGAACAAGGACCUUCAUAAACUGGAAAAUUUUUUUACAAAAAUUAUAAGAAUCUUAUUUAGGCAAUCUUGACCUUAAGGAGUUGAUUGUUGUGCUUGUCAUAUGGCUUCUCUUGGAUGCAUUCUCAUGGAGUGGUUGCUGUUCGCUUUCUUCAGGAAAAGCAAUUUACUUUAAGGAAAGAGUGUAAAAAUGGAAAGAAGAAAUUCAAAUCUAUUAAGUUUUAUGUGCUAGUGCACUCUUGGCCUCUCUCUCUUGAAUGGCUCACGAUCUAGAGGAAUCAUUGCAGCACCUGGGAACAAUCAUUUAAUAAUAAUAGAUAUAGCUUUGCCUUAUGUAUUUACUGGAUUUUAUGAUUUAAAUCCAUUAAGAGUUCAAUGUUUGUGACAUUUCUUUGCUAUUCUCUGCCCAAUACAUGCACCUUUUUGAGACUUAAAUUGAUCAUCAAAUCACUAGUCUAAAUUUUGCGCAUUCUAGAGUGGACAAUAUUGAAGCAGUUGGGUAUGGUUAGAUCAUCAAUAUGUAGCAAUCAUGACCUAUGCUUUGCUUUCCUGUAAUUUAGUAAUGCCGGAUACAUCGAAUACCUUGAAUGACAUUGGCUGUUUAGUAGGACAUUCUAAAUAUCAAGAAAAAUUUAAGAAAAACUGAACAUGAGCAUGUAUCUGACACUGAUAUUAAGUCUGGGCAACAUAGAUAUGACAUUGAGAGCAGACCUUGGAUGCACCUGCUUUCCUUUUAUGUUUUACUCCAUGUUCCAAAAUUACCCUUUAACUGACACUCAAAAAUUACGUGCAAGAUUGUUUCAUAACUUUGUGAUAGUUGUUGUCCUUUCUACGUGCUCUUGACAUUUGUUUUGCAAGAUUUGAUACUUUGCAUGGCCAUUUAUGACUAUUCUAAAUGUGGGUUAUUGUGGACGAGGCCGCUUUAAAGCUGUUUCAGCAUGGAUCUUUCCUAUGACUACCUUUUUUUUCCCAUUUAUACUUUCUCUGGAUUCUUUUCUUAAAUGGCUUUUAUUAUAGUUGUCGAUUACCUUAAUUGGGGUUAGCCACUAUGACCUAUUUCUUUGCCGUGAAAGGGCUAUAAAUUGGGGUUAGAAACAGCGCAUUCCUCCACAUCACGAGGUUUCCUUUAGCUUUCUAGUUUCUAUCUCUUCUUGAAAGGAGCUGAAUUGUGCUUUCGUUUACUAGUUUCUACCAUGAAUUUCCUUUUGGCUAGAGAAGAUGCCGAGAAGCAUGCAGGUAUUAGAUCAUGCUUCUAUUGCAACAAAGUAUUCAACAACUAUCGAGCUCUAGGUGGCCACCUUAGGAUUCAUCAGGAGGAUAAGACAUUGAGGACGUUGAAUUAUCCUGGUCGUUCCUGUAAUUCCAUGGAUAUUACUAGGAACCCUCAUGCACCCCUACCAAACAGCCCACAGAACUCCUUGGUAGGUGGAAACAACCUAACUCCAUUCACUAGAGUAUCUCCUGCAUUGGACUUCUCUUGGAUGUUCUGCUCAAAUGAAACAAACCAGGCAAGUAGGAGCAAAUUCACUGGCAACAAUCCUGGAUUGGCCCAAACUCAGAUUAUCAUGUAUCCAGACUUCUCAUAUGGCUGUGGUAAUGGUGCAACUUAUCACCAUAACAUUUUGGCUUCAAAAGCCUUUGCUCCAGUUGGUGUGAACGCAGCCAUGUCUUCUGCUGCAUUUCCUUCAUCUGGUAGUCUUGUUGCCGCUGGCUUUCCUAUAGAUUCUUCAUUAUAUUUGGGCUCAAAUGGAGUUUGUCAGUUUAAUACUGAUGAAUUUCAAAUUAGCAAGGAUGGUUUGCCACCAUCCUCUGGAGAUGCCUUGCAGAGCAUUCUUGGUCCUCCCCGAUGCUCAAGCCUGGAUAAAGUUCGUCAAUAUGACAGGAGAAGUUUGUUGAUUUGCGAAGAAGGUAAAAGGUCUUUCUUAGUUGAUGAAUCAGGGAAUGCUGACAUAAUGAAUGCAUCAAAAAAGCCUAAGAUUGCCCCCAAUGCACAUGUGGAACCGGAGGAUCCUCAGAAAAAAGAGCUGUCACUUUUUAUGGAUGUUGCUGAUUCAGUUUCUGCAUCAGAAACUUGUUUUGGCGCUGAAGAGGAAGGUCCCAUAGAUGUAGAUUUGUCUCUGCAUCUGUAGGCUUGUGUCUUUCUCUCUAUACUAAAUAAAUAAUAGUAGUAAAAUAAUAAAGGAAUGGUCACUCUUGCCCUCCCCAUCCCCCAGGAAAAAAAAAAAAAGGCAGCGAAGAUGUAAUAUUGCUAUGCACUGUUGAACUAUUUACAAAUUUCAUAUUCAGUUUGGUUAACUUUUAUGAAG
Molecule: messenger RNA, 4347 nt
Organism: Durio zibethinus
Lineage: Eukaryota; Viridiplantae; Streptophyta; Magnoliopsida; Malvales; Malvaceae
Source: RefSeq, a predicted model, not a curated record